AUGGCUUACACGGACGACGCCGUCAAGGCGAAACUCUCGGCUCUCAAUGAGACCCAGGAAAGCAUCGUGACCGUCGCGCAAUGGGUGAUGUUCCACAGACGACAUGCAGAGAAGACUGCUCAAAUAUGGCUUGAAAGAAUUCGCGACUCCGCACCCCCGAAACGAUUGAAUCUUGUGUAUCUUGCCAAUGAGGUUGCGCAACAGUCGAAAGUUCGGGGAAAAGAAGAUUUCCUCAUUGCAUUCUCUCCGAUCGUCGCAGAAGCCACGGCGGCGGCAUACAAAGGCGCGUCGAAUGAUAUUCAAAACAAAAUCAGACGGGUCGUUGAAGUUUGGCGACAGCGCCAUGUGUUCGAAGGUCCCAUUUUGGAUGCCGUUGAAGCGCGCAUAAAUGACAUCGAGAAAAACCGUCCGACUACCAAGAAGCAGACCCUAGGCGGUUCCUUCUUCAAAGGCUCCUCCGAUUCUACUCCGUCCGAGCUCCAGCCUCUUGUACCUUUGCAAGUUGCCCUCACAAAGGCAGCAAUGACCUCAAAUAGCUCUGCGACAACCGCCACUACCGAGUAUGAUAAACUGAACGAUCCGAACGCUCCCUCGAUCACCCCUCCAGUGCAUGCUGCGCGUCUCGGCACGCUGUUGAAGGCGCUUGCACAUGCUGAAAAUUCGGUAUCCGCAGUCAUCAAGUCAAGACGAGCCCUGAUCGAAGGGUUGGAGAAACUUCUCGAGAACAACCGUUCUGAGCUCCAGAAAGAAGAGUCUCUUGUUGCAGAAUUCAGUCUUCGCAAGGCUGAGACUGACGCAAAGCGUCGCGAAGUCGAAGAUGCGAUCAUGCGCGGUUAUCAAGACGAGCUUUCAGCUGCGAGGCAGGGCAACAGCAGCGAAGAACCAUCUCGCCCGCAAGUCGAAGCCCUGACUCCACCCCCAGUAGAGGCCCUGACGCCAGUGGGAUCGCCUGCACACCAGGAGCAGCCAGUCGGCCAUGGGCCAUUUACUGAGGAAGCCCCAAUCGACAAUGCCCAAGCGUUUACUCUUCAAUCAAUCGACCAGAAUGAUGGCAGUAUGCCGUUUGACGCUUCCAGUAUUUCUCCCAACGGAGAAAAUGAUUUCGACCUUGGCGCGCAUGGAACGCAUGCCAAGAGACGCAAGGUCGCACAUGAUGAAGACAAUGAGCCGUUUGCCGAAGGCGUGGAGGAUGAUGUUGCCGCAAUGAUUGCACAGGAAGCCAACCGCUGA
Penicillium diatomitis is the source of this 1230-nucleotide messenger RNA. RefSeq names its product CTD-interacting domain-containing protein. Gene Ontology annotation, cellular component: RNA polymerase II, holoenzyme. Lineage: Eukaryota; Fungi; Ascomycota; Eurotiomycetes; Eurotiales; Aspergillaceae. Gene Ontology annotation, biological process: mRNA 3'-end processing. The record is from RefSeq and is a predicted model, not a curated record. The coding region runs from base 1 to 1230 and encodes 409 amino acids. Gene Ontology annotation, molecular function: RNA polymerase II C-terminal domain binding. The transcript is spliced from 5 exons.